AUGGUGUUGAUUAUGGGGAUGGAAGGGAGCGCUAAUAAGCUGGGUGUCGGUAUUAUUCGAGAUGGUAAGGUGCUUUCUAACCCUCGUGUUACCUACGUUACUCCGCCUGGUCAGGGUUUUAAGCCGACAGAGACCGCAAUCCAUCAUCGCGCCCACGUGGUCAAACUUGUUCGAAGAGCCCUUCAGGAGGCCAACGUAAACGGUGAUGAAUUGGAUGCUAUUGCCUAUACCAAGGGCCCGGGAAUGGGUGGUCCAUUGCAAGUAGUUGCGAUUGUAGCACGCGUAUUGAGUCAGCUGUGGAAUAAGCCGCUGAUUGGGGUGAACCAUUGUGUUGCCCACAUCGAAAUGGGACGUCUUGUAACUGGUGCCAAGUCACCUAUCGUGCUCUACGUCAGCGGUGGCAACUCUCAGGUCAUCGCUUACUCUAGUGGACGCUACCGCAUCUUUGGUGAAACUCUGGACAUUGCUCUUGGAAACUGUCUUGAUCGGUUUGCCCGUAUCAUUAACCUCUCCAACGACCCCAGCCCCGGCUACAACAUUGAGCAAGCGGCUAAGAAUGGUAAGAAGUUUUAUGAGUUGCCCUACGCGGUCAAGGGCAUGGACGUUUCCUUCGCGGGUAUCCUCUCCUACCUCAAGGAACGCGCACCCAAACUCCUUCGAUCUGGUGAAUAUACUCAGGCGGAUUUCUGCUUCUCACUGCAAGAAACUGUCUUUGCUAUGGUUGUGGAAAUCACAGAGCGCGCAAUGGCCCACUGUGACGCUAAGGAGGUGCUGAUAGUGGGUGGAGUGGGGUGCAACCUACGACUGCAAGAAAUGAUGGCCUGCAUGGCAAAAGAGCGUGGGGCAACAUUAUGUGCGACAGACGACCGAUACUGUGUGGAUAAUGGAGCGAUGAUUGCUCAGGCCGGUUACGAGAUGUUUCGUGUAGGCAUGACGACUCCUCUGGCAGAAGCCACCGUCACUCAGCGUUACCGCACUGAUGAAGUUGACGCAAAGUGGCGUGAGUGA
Molecule: messenger RNA, 1008 nt
Organism: Hydatigera taeniaeformis
Lineage: Eukaryota; Metazoa; Platyhelminthes; Cestoda; Cyclophyllidea; Taeniidae
Source: the annotation of a GenBank genome assembly